AUGGCUCUUCCAUAUCUCAAGUCCCUUGAGGACUGCGGCGAGUACGCAAAAGCCGUCGAGCCGUAUAUUCCUCAGCUCUAUGCUCUGCCUCAGCAGGUUCUCGACAACAUCGCCAGCCCAGAUGGACUAAGGCAGUUGUAUGUUGACACAAACCCGCUGAUUUCAGGUUUCGCGAUCUCUCUCGCCCUUGGGGUUCCCUUCCUCAUUGUCUCGGAGAUCAACAAAAACUACUCUCAGGUUGACCGCAUGUGGUCUAUUCUUCCCAACCUCUAUGUUGUUCAUCUUUCAAUCUGGGCGCGUCUUGCUGGCUUCAACUCUUCCCGAGUGGACCUUAUUUCUCUUGCUACUACUCUUUGGAGUUGCCGUUUGACCUAUAACUACUGGCGUAAGGGUGGCUACAACAAGGGAUCUGAAGAUUAUCGAUGGGCCAUCCUUCAAAAAUAUGUGCCGAGAUUCAUCUGGUUCAUCUUCAACGUCACUUUCAUCUCUUUCUAUCAGAGUGUCCUGCUCUUCAGUUUCUCAUGCGUUCCCGCUUAUGCCAUCCUACUCUCCACCAAAUUUGAGGAAAAUGUGACUCCUGCCGACGUCUUCUUCUUUCUCACUAUGGUCGGUUUGGUGUAUAGCGAGUGGGUUAGUGAUGGCCAGCAAUGGGAUUACCACGAGGCCAAGCACAAGUAUCAGGCCGAGGCCAAGGUCCCCAAGGAGUUCAAAUAUACUCAAGCUGAUCUUGACCGAGGAUUCAACACCUCUGGACUCUGGGCUUACAGCAGACACCCCAAUUUUGCCGCUGAGCAGCUUGUCUGGCUUGUCCUGUACCAGUGGAGUUGCUAUGCAACCAAGAAUCUUUACAGCUACACACUUGCUGGCUCUGCUGCUCUGGUUAUGCUCUUCCAAGGAUCGACUUGGCUCACUGAGCUUAUCACUGUUGGCAAGUACUCUGAGUAUCCUAAGUACCAGAAGCAGGUUGGCAUGUUCUUGCCCAAGUCUCUUCGACCGUACAAGACCCCUCCUCCAAAGGUCAUCCGAACUAGCGACCUUGCCAAGCAGAAUGAGGGCAAGAAAGAACUUUGA
Fusarium coffeatum is the source of this 1071-nucleotide messenger RNA. RefSeq lists its product as uncharacterized. Lineage: Eukaryota; Fungi; Ascomycota; Sordariomycetes; Hypocreales; Nectriaceae. Gene Ontology annotation, cellular component: membrane. The record is from RefSeq and is a predicted model, not a curated record. Bases 1 to 1071 code for a protein of 356 amino acids. The transcript is spliced from 4 exons.